CACACACACACACACACACAAAAAGCAAGCAUGAGUGGUGGCAGGAUCAGCCAGCCCGUGGGCAAGAUUGUGCUCACGAACGUGGCCGUGGUGCGCAUGCGCAAGGGAGGCAAGCGGUUCGAGAUCGCGUGCUACAAGAACAAGGUGUUUAAUUGGCGCAACGGCGUGGAGGAGGACAUCGACGAGGUGCUGCAGAUCGCCAAGGUCUACGAGAAUGUGUCCAAGGGCAAGUUCGCCAAGAAAAGCGACUGGUCCAAGGCAUUCGGCGUGCAGAGCGAAGAACAAGCAUGUCGCUCCAUUCUCGACCACGGCGAGCUGCAGGUUUCCGAGGGUGAACGCAAGGCUCUCGUCGAAAACAUGUACCGUGAUAUCGCCACUAUUAUAGCAGACAAGUGUGUGAACCCCACGUCCAACCGCCCGUAUCCGUACACUGUAAUCGAGCGCGUGAUGAAGGAGAUCCACUACGCUGUUAUCCCGAACCGGAGUGCCAAGCAGCAGGCUUUGGAGUUGAUCAAGAAGCUUCCCGAGCACAUUCCUUUGGCUCGUGCCAAGAUGAAAAUUCAAGUGACGACGCCCGCGUCAGGAGUGCAGGCUAUUAAGGCAGGCUUGCUGAAGGAAGGAGCGGAGAUUGUCGAGCAGACUGGCAGCGAGACUGUGCGGAUGGUCGUGCUGAUCACACCGGGGUCGUACCGUAUCGUCAACUCGCUCGUGCAGGAGCAAACUGCUGGUCAAGGCUCACUGGAAGUGAUCGAUCUAAAGAGCCACCAGGAGGGCGAACACACGAUCGAUGACGAAAUCUCACAGAAGACAGAGCGGCUUGGACUGACCAAUACUCCUACUGCUACACCUGCACCUGAACCGGUUGCGGCUGCUAGUGGUGAGACGAAGAAGGCAAGACCAUGCAGCACCUGCGGUGGAGACUUCAGUGCCGACAUGAGCAAGUACCGAGAGCACUUCCGGUCCGAAUGGCACCGCUACAACCUCAAGCGCAAGUCAAAGAAGCAGCCAGUGAUUAGCGAGGAAGAGUUCAACGAACUUGAUACAGAGGACGUGGAGGCUUUCCUCGCCUCUAUGAGCUAAGUAAGCUAUUCAAAGCAAGUACACGUUAGUUCUGGACUGAAGGUUAUGCAGCCGUACUCGCCGUGCGCUCACGGUUCUUUUCUGGAUCACUUGAGAGUGGCGCGGCGACGUAGACUUUUGCACGAUCAAACACUUUGAUGGCGUCCUCGAUCUCCUGUAGUUUCGUCUCCAGUUCGUUCUUCCGUCGGAUUUGAUUGAAAGUCUCGAUACGCAGAGGCAGCGAGUUCAUGCGUAGUUGCGCCUCUGUCAGCGAUUUUCGCAGCACGUUCAGUGUACGCACGCGCUCACCUUCGUCGAGUAGCACCAUCCCUGGAGGGCAGUCUGGGUCCGGUGCAUUCUUACGCCGUUCUUCCUCUUCUUGUGCCCAUUGCUCCUUGCGUUCUAGUAAAUACCGCGGAAUGCGACCGUAGUUGGGGUUUACAGGACGAGGAGCCUGCUCCUCGAUGUGGACGGGUGGCGCCUUCUUGAUAACUUCCCACGCGUUAGCAUUGACAAAAUCUACGCUUUCCUUCUUGGUCUACAGCAAGACGCCGUUAGUUAAUAAAGUGAUGCCAUAACUCA
Messenger RNA from Phytophthora nicotianae INRA-310, 1641 nucleotides. Its product is annotated as SBDS family rRNA metabolism protein. The record is from RefSeq and is a predicted model, not a curated record. The transcript has 2 exons. Gene Ontology annotation, biological process: cytosolic ribosome assembly; ribosome biogenesis. The coding region runs from base 31 to 1080 and encodes 349 amino acids. Lineage: Eukaryota; Oomycota; Peronosporomycetes; Peronosporales; Peronosporaceae.